Lolium perenne is the source of this 963-nucleotide messenger RNA. RefSeq lists its product as uncharacterized. The record is from RefSeq and is a predicted model, not a curated record. NCBI's taxonomy places the organism in Eukaryota, Viridiplantae, Streptophyta, Magnoliopsida, Poales, Poaceae.
AUGGCCGCUACUAACCCGGGUAUGGUGCAUGUGGUGGAGCCUUCUAGUACCAAAAUGACAUUGCAUGAUGGUAAAAGAAUGAGGGUAUUUCACCGUGCAUUUUGGUCAUUCGAGCAAUGCACGAGGGCAUUCGAACAUUGUAGGUCGGUCAUCACCAUCGAUGGUACCUUCUUGACCGGGCAGUACAAGGUCACACUAUUGGUGGCAAUUGCAAAUGAUGCGAGCAACCGCUUAGUACCAUUGGCUUUUGCAUUGGUAGAGGUUGAGAACAAUGAUAUCUGGCAAUGGUUUUUCCAUAUAUUGAGGACGAGGGUCAUACCACCCUCAAAGGAAGUGUGUGUCAUCUCGGAUCGUCAUCAAGGAAUUCUCAAUGCGGUGGAGAUUGACAUUCCCGGGCAUGCUCCCUUACACCACCGAUGGUGCAUGAGGCAUUUUUGUGCAAACUUCUACCGGGCAUGCAAAAACAAAGAGUUGUCUGGACUUCUUCAAGAUUUUUGCCUCGCUUACUCCAAGCGCCGCUUCACAAACCUAUACAACGGAUUGCUCAAGCACAAAGACCUCACCCCGGGUGGUUUUGAGUUUCUUCAGAGGCACCUUAUAUUUAACUCAAAGUGGGCACGAGCUUAUAAUGAGGAUGGGAGGAGAUAUGGUCAAAUGACAAGCAACAUGGCUGAGUGCUUCAACAAUGUGCUGAAGGGUAUCCGUGCAUUGCCCGUGACAACAAUCAUUCAAUACACAUUCGAGAAUUUGAAUGUCUAUUUCCAGAACUACACCGAAGAAACGGAGAAGGAAAUUUCUAAGAACUGCGAGUACCCAACGAAGGUUCAAGAGUUCAUGGACUUUCAGGCGAGGAAGGUGGACUCCCAAAUGGCUACAUGUUAUGACAAUGUUGACUGGGUGUAUCAAGAGGCCAUCUUUGCUUCAUUUGGCUUGCUCCCACUUGCUCACAGCGGCACGCACUAG